AUGAGUGAGCUGAAAGACUGCCCCCCUUUAAAGUACUAUGACUUCAAGCCUGUGGAACACGUCAAGGUGUGUCCUCGCUACACGGCCGUCCUGGGACGCUCAGAGGAUGAUGGGAUUGGUAUCGAGGAGCUGGACACGUUGCAGCUGGAGCUGGAGACUCUCCUGUCUUCAGCUAACCGCCGCCUCCGAGCCCUGGAGGAGCAGAGACAGAUUCUCACAGACUGGCAGGAUAAGAAAGGAGACAAGCGCUUUCUGAAGAUGGGAAAAGACCCUGACCCCACUGCGUCGUCACGCCACAAGCCUAAAAAGCAGAAAUUAGAUGGCAAAAGUAGUCACGGGCAAGGCCCAGGUCCUGGCAGACCUAAAUCCAAAAACCUGCAACCUAAAGUCCAGGAAUAUGAAUUUACAGACGAUCCACAAGACGUUCCUCGCACCCCUAAAAAUGAUGUUCCCAACAGAUUCUGGGCUUCUGUUGAGCCGUACUGCGCAGACAUCACAAAUGAAGAGAUUCGGUUGCUCGAAGAACUUCUAAAACCACCAGACGAUGAAGCAGAGUACUUUAAAAUUCCAGCAUUAGGAAAACACUACUCACAGCGAUGGGCUCAAGAGGAUCUGCUGGAAGAGCAAAGAGAAGGGGCUCGGGCUAACGAAAAGAAGAAGAGUCUUUUGGGUGGUCCUCUGUCUGAGCUUGAUGCAAAAGAUGUGGACUCGUUGCUGAAGAAGUCCGAGUCCCAACACGAGUCUCCGGAAGACGGCUGUCCGUUCGGCCCUUUAACGCAACGUCUGCUCCAGGCUCUCGUGGAGGAGAACAUAAUAUCCCCAAUGGAAGAUUCUCCUAUACCAGACAUUUCAGGGAAGGAUGCCAAUGAUGGAGCUGGGACAUCUCCACGAAGCCAAGGAAAAUCUUUUAGCGCUCCUCACACACGUUCCCUGGAGGCCCGUAUCAAAGAGGAAUUGAUUGCCCAAGGACUACUGGACUCUGAAGAGCGACCUGGCCCGGGCGGAGAAUGCGAGGACGAGGUUCUGGUGGAACUCCAAAAGAGACAGGCAGAGCUCAAAGCCCUGAUCGCUCACAACAAAACCCGCAAGCAGGAGCUGCUUAGGUUGGCAAAAGAGGAGAUGCGAAAGCAGGAGCUGAGACAGAAAGUCAGGGUGUCUGACAACGAAGUCAUGGAGGGAUUUCGGCGAAUCAUGGCAGCCAGACAGAAGAAGCGAACUCCAACCAAGAAGGAGAAAGACAUGGCAUGGAAAGCUCUGAAGGACAGGGAAAAUAUCCUUAAGUUACUGGAUGGCUAA
Nerophis lumbriciformis (worm pipefish) is the source of this 1296-nucleotide messenger RNA. NCBI's taxonomy places the organism in Eukaryota, Metazoa, Chordata, Actinopteri, Syngnathiformes, Syngnathidae. The record is from RefSeq and is a predicted model, not a curated record.